AUGGGCAACAUCUUCAGCAUGGCCGCACCCCCUCUCGACACGGAUUCGAAUGCCGCUUUGAAUAUCGCCAUGUACAUAAUCUGCUACCUGCUCAUCAUCGGCGUCGUCCUCGGUAUCGGCAUCUGCAUCUGCAUAUACAUCGACCACCGCCAACUUACAAGACUCUCUGCGGCAGUCUUGGACGAGGAACGAAAUCUAAACGCGAGGGAAAAAGAGCGCGAGGAGAAGGUCGAGGAAGUACCUCCGCUCCCACCUCGAUCACACCAAAACCAAACGGCUCAAUCCAUCUCGGACCUACAAUACUGCACCCACAUAAACGAGAGACUACCCCUCCUCAAGACUGAACACGGAGCCACCGCCCCUCUUCGUGUCCUCGACGAAAGAUCUACACUGGAACACACCAACAAGCCAGCCGUCUUCCCGCGACGUUCGACGACAAAUGCGAAAGCGCACGUUUCCAAGUACUUUACCAAAUACGGAAUGACUGAGGCGGUGUGA
Letharia columbiana is the source of this 498-nucleotide messenger RNA. RefSeq lists its product as uncharacterized. Bases 1 to 498 code for a protein of 165 amino acids. Lineage: Eukaryota; Fungi; Ascomycota; Lecanoromycetes; Lecanorales; Parmeliaceae. The record is from RefSeq and is a predicted model, not a curated record. The transcript has a single exon.